UUACGCACUCUGCUUAGAAAAAAAUGCCUUUAAACCCCACAAGGAACCUCUUUAAACCCCUCUCUAUCUCUCUCCUUCUACCUUUCUUUUCUCUUUAAUAUCUUUGCAUGCUUCUCUUACUGUGAAUCUAUUGGUCUUUAAUGGAUUUUAAAUUUCCGCUCACAUAAAUCUUUACUUCCGGAGUCCACGCUUAUUUUCUUAUUUGUUUCUUUAUGGAAGGAAAUGGAACCCCGUGGGGAUUGAAUUCAGUUUCAGUUUUAGUUCCUGUCGAGAUCAUGAACACUGUUCCCUCAAAAACUUUUUCUUAUUUCUCUUCUGAUCCUCUUUGCUCUUGCAUUAUCACUCUUUCUACCCUAAUUCUCCUCUAUUUCCCUCACGCUCUCAAAGUCCUCUUACCUGUUCUGAUUUUAACUGUGCUUCUCUUGCUCUUUCUCCUCCGCCUCGGCGCCAUCCAGAGAGUCCAUACUCGAAACCUGGAGGAAAUUGAGAAUGAAGAGACCGCUGAAAUAAAGGAAAACAGGGACGAUAAUUUCGAUAAAGCAGAAAAAUCUGUUUUCUUGGCCAAUGUUGACAAAUGGGUCGCAUGCCACGCUAAAGCGAAUUUCGAUCCGAAUCCGAAAUCAAAUUUUGAAGAGACGUUCGUUGGCUGGAACGUAAGGGCGCCAUUGGAAGUGAUAUACGAGGCCUACGAAGGUGAAGAAGAGGACAAAGAGGAUUCGAAUGAGAAGAAUCAGGAUUUUGAUCCUGCCGGGAGCUUGUCUCUGGAGAGAUACCCAUCUUUGUCAAUGUACUAUCCGGAAACAGACUCGGAUAGUUCCUCCGACGGCAAUUUACCGAUGAAUGGAGGAUGGGAUUCCCCUGAAAGCGUUUGCUUUAGAUGGGAAGAGGAAGAUAGAGCAGGGUUACUGAUAGAGAUAGCUCUUGGUAACAAUAACAGGAAGCAUUCGUGUUUUGAUUUUCAGGCUGAAGAAGAUAAUUUGAUAGAAAUUGAUAUAUCUCCCCCCAGAAACGAUGCCUUCAGGUGAGAUAUAAUUAGGCCCAAAAAUAAAAAAUGACGUGUUUGAUUUGAUGCGCCAGGUCUUGAUUAUGGUUAAUGUGGAUUAAUUAAAAAGCAGUUAGUAAGGAAAUUGUGUUUAGACUUUAGAGUCCUGUUGGAUUUUUUUUCUUUUUUUGGAUGAUAAGCAAAUUAGCGUUGUAUAAACCGAACCGAUGACAAAAGCACACAGUUAAUCACUAAA
Jatropha curcas is the source of this 1238-nucleotide messenger RNA. RefSeq lists its product as uncharacterized. NCBI's taxonomy places the organism in Eukaryota, Viridiplantae, Streptophyta, Magnoliopsida, Malpighiales, Euphorbiaceae. The record is from RefSeq and is a predicted model, not a curated record.